AUGACAGAAAAUUAUUAUCAAAUAUUAGAAAUACAAAAAACUGCUACCAUAGGGGAAAUUAAAAAGGAAGCAGAGGAAAAGUUUAAGAAAAUUAAUGAAGCUUAUAGUACUCUAAUUAAUCCUAUUAAGAAAAGUGAAUAUGAUACUUCUAUGUUUGUGGGAGAGUUUAGCUCUGAUUUUGAUACCCAGAGCUUGUUUGAUAUUGAGUUAAGUUCAAUUCAUAGUUCGGGAGGAGCAGUUAUUGGACUUGAUGAUAAUAGUACGAGAGAAUAUCAAGAAGCUAAAAGGCGAAUUAUAGAGAACAUUAAGAGGACAAUUAAUGAUUGA
Molecule: messenger RNA, 327 nt
Organism: Racocetra persica
Lineage: Eukaryota; Fungi; Glomeromycota; Glomeromycetes; Diversisporales; Gigasporaceae
Source: the annotation of a GenBank genome assembly